AUGGUUGGUGACUUUAAUGCUACCCUUCAGUCUCAUGAAAAGAAGGGCCCAGGAAACUUCAGCAUGGGGUCAGCUGCGGAGUACAGUGCUAUGGUGGACUCUUGCUUCAUGUCGCAGUUGCCUUCGAGUGGGAGAAAAUUUACAUGGAGCAACAAUCGAAAAACUGGUAAUGUGUCUGCAGUGCUUGACAGAAGCUUUUGCAAUGAGCAAUGGCUGACCAUUUUCCAAGACUCCUCUCAAGUGGUUUUGCCUAGAAUAGCUUCAGAUCAUGGACCGAUUUUGAUGACUGCAAUUGCUAGUCAGCGCCCCUUAAACUGUCCAUUUCGGUUCCAUCAGUUCUGGAUGGACCACGAGGAAUUUAAUAAUGUGGUGGCAUCGUCUUGGUCUGAAUGGAUUGCAGGACCACCUAUUGCUGUUCUCACUUCCAAAUUGAAGCGGCUGAAAGGGGUUUUGAAGACCUGGGCGAGAUCAGCCUUCCCUCACAUUGAUAGAGAGCUUGAGGACGCGAAGACGGUCCUGAACCAAAUUCAUGACCAGAUUGCGAGAGAAGGGAUGAACGACCAUUUGUUUGCCUUGGAAGCUGAUGCGAAGACCGGCUUGGUGAAGGCCUUGGAAAAUCAUGAAAAAAUCUGGGCUGAAAAGGCGAGAAUUAGAUGGCUGAAAGUUGGUGAUCGAAACUCCAAAUAUUUUCACCUUUCUGUCAAAAUGAGAAGAAACAAAAAUACAAUCAGAGCACUCAAGAGGCCGGACGGUACCAUGGUGGAAGGGCAAAAUCAGAUAGGGGAGUAUAUUGUCGAUUUUUUUGAGCGCUUUCAUAAAGAAGCUCCCACAGAGACCCAUGAAGAUUUACUAGAUAAUAUCCCAAAAGUCCUUAACCAAAUGGACUGUUAUAUGUUGGAUUCCCUCCCUGGAAAUGAAGAAAUAAGGAGGGCAGUGUGGGAGUUGGACCCGGAUAGCUCGCCGGGCCCUGAUGGGUUCUCUGGUGUUUUUUUUCGCAAGUGCUGGUCCUUAGUGGAAGUGGAAGUGUGCAAUGCGGUGAAACAAUUUUUUAGCACUGGAUACAUGCCCCACGGGGUCAAUAAUAAUUUCCUGGUCCUUAUUCCAAAGGUGGAGGGAGCAAACACACUGGAUAGAUUUCGCCCUCUCUGCAUGGGCAAUUUCUUUUGCAAAAUUAUUUCCAAAGUUAUGGCGAUGCGACUGGAACCUCUCCUUCCUCGGCUGAUUUCAGAAGAGCAGGGUGCAUUUCAGAAGGGGAAGUUGAUUCAUGAUAAUAUCUCUGUGGCAUCUGAGUUAGCAAAUUUAAUGUUCUCAGCGACCAGAGGUGGGGGUCUUGGCCUGAAAAUUGAUAUUAGGAAGGCUUACGAUACUAUUUCUUGGUCUUUCAUUUUUCAAGUUUUGAGUAAAUUUGGUUUCUCCAAUAGUUGGAUCAACUGGCUGCAUCAAAUUCUGAUAUCGUCAAAAAUAUCUAUUCUUGUGAACGGAGGUCCUCAGGGUUACUUCGGGGUGGAGCGCGGGCUAAGACAAGGUGAUCCUAUAUCUCCUAUGCUAUUUAUUAUAGCCGAAGAAGUUCUAUCUAGAGGGCUGUCGAGUCUGGUUCAGUGCAAGGAGCUACAGGCAAUCCAUGGCCCAAGAGGCGCUGCCACUCCUGGGCAUAUCCUAUUCGCGGAUGAUAUCUUCAUAUUCACCAACGCCUCCUUGAGGUAUGUUCGUACCCUGAAAAAAUUCUUGAUGAAAUACCAAGAAUUUUCAGGCCAGUGCAUUAGCCUAGAGAAAAGUAAACUCUUCCUCGGGAAGAUUGCUCCAGAUCGAAAGCAGGUCAUUGCUGAUACCCUCGGAAUUCAGAUCUAUAACUUCCCGACUCGAUACUUGGGUGUUGAAAUAUUUAAGGGAAGAGUGAAGAAAGAGGCCCUUCUGCCAGUGAUGGACAAGGUGAAGGGGCACCUAGCGGGUUGGAAAGGCAACCUAUUGUCUUUGGCAGGAAGAACAGAAUUGGUUAGAUCGGUCAUUGCAGGUAUCCCUAACCAUAGUUUUGCUAUUUAUUGGUGGCCAACUUCCCUGUUAGCAACAAUGGAACGGUGGAUGAGGAAUUUUAUCUGGACGGGUGAGAUAGAAUCUACAAAAAAAAUUACAGUAAAAUGGGACGCCCUUUGUAAGCCUAAAGAGGAAGGAGGCUUAGGUAUCCGGAGGCUCAGAGACACAAACAAAGCAAUGCUAUGCAAACUAGUAUGGAGAAUCAAGCAUGAGAAGUCGGUGGCCAGUUCUUUCCUUAAGGCUCGAUUUAUUAAAAAUGAUGGCAGCCUCAAAAAAGGCGUUUCAUCUUCCAUUGUAUCGGGGGUUAAAAAGGUCUGGAGCUUUGUGGAAGAGAAUCAAAGAUGGAUUAUCGGGAAUGGUAAUCUUGUAAAUUUUUGGAAGGACAAAUGGUGGGGGCCAAAAUCAGUGCUUGAGGAGCUUCAGAUAAUGGAUUUGACUGCUCUUAGAUUUAAUGCUAAGGUGGGUGACUUUAUUCGUGGUGGAGAAUGGGUGAUCCCUGAGGUGAGAUCGGUGGAGCUCAUCAGAAUAUUUGAUAAAAUUAAGAGGAUUAAAAUCCCCUCAGGUGACUUAGUGGAUACCUGUUGUUGGUCAUUGUCGACUCUGGGGUCUUUCUCUACCUCUUCGGCAUGGGAGGGUAUCAGAAGGACAGCUAGCAAGGUCCCUUGGUACUCUCUGGUUUGGCGGAAAGGCCUACCUCCUAGGAUCUCUACCUUAGGAUGGCGUCUAGCUCAUGGCAAACUCCCAACGGAUGAGCAAAUCAGACAGAAGGGGAUCCAUCUUGCUUCCAGGUGUGCUCUCUGCAACCAAGCUGAAGAAAAUAUUAAUCAUAUCUUCCUCACAUGCCCUUUCACGACCAAAGUUUGGAAAACAUUUGUUGAGUGCUUUGAGGUUAAGUGGCAGCAGCACCAGUCAGUUGACAACCUGGUUCGAUGGUGGAAGGCAAAGGCUAGAGUUAUAAACCUUAAAACUCCCUGGAUGAUGGGUUUUUCCAUUAUUGCAGCAAACAUUUGGUGGGAAAGGAACAGACGUCGGCAUGACAAUGAGUACAGAGCUGCGAUGCAAAUUUUUGAAUAUAGUCGUCAUGAGCUUGGCUCUUGCGUAGGGAAGCUGAAGGGGGUAGUGAAAGCUCCAAUUGAUGUUAUUUUCUGCAGUAAACUGGGUUUGACUGUGGGGUCUUACAAGCAUGCUCACCCCCUCGAAGUUCACUGGUGUAAGCCCCAACCAAACUGGCUAAAGGUUAAUGUGGAUGGCAGCUCUCUGGGAAAUCCAGGAAGGGCAGGGGCAGGAGGGAUUGUUCGAGAUAAUGAUGGCCAGGUGUGUGACUCAUUUAGCAUUUUUUUGGGAAUAAAAAAGUCUUAUGAAGCAGAGGUUGAGGCAGUCAUGAAAGGUAUUAUGAUGGCUAAGGCGAUGGGUGCAAGGGGAAGUUGGGACGCUCUGUUCCGAUCAGAUAAGAAGCUUGCUCAUAAGUUGCUUUCUAGAGCAUCUUUCCUUUGCUGGUAUCUAUGGCGUGCAAGGAAUGACCUAGUUUUCAAUGUCAAGAUAUGGACUCCACAAGAAGUGAUAACGGUGGAGAAGGCAUAUGUUGAAUUCACUACAACUAAUACAAGGGAUCAUCAACAGAAUGUGGCAGUGGGCGGGUCUCUUCAUGCACCAUUUGCGAAAUGGUCACCCCUAGCUCCAUGUUAUAUCAAAAUUAAUUGUGACACGACGCUUCCUCGAGGGACUUCGGAAGGUGGUUUGGCCUUUAUUUUCAGAGACCAGUUUGGAUGGCUGAUUAAGGCCAUCUCGGUUCCUCAAUGCCUAAGUUCAGUAAUUCAAGAAGAGGCACUGACCAUUAGAUCUACUUUAUUUCAUGCUUUGCCUUUAGGAUAUCUACAUCUUCAAGUAGAAUCAGAUAGCAAGGAGAUUGUUAAUUUACUUCAAGACUGUAAUCAAGUACCAUCUCUGGAGGUGGCAACAAUGGUCACUGAUAUUAGGCAGCAGCGUGCUUUAUUUGCUUCCAUUUCUUUCACUUGUAUUCCAAGGGUUUUGAAUAGUGUUGCAGAUGCCCUGGCACGGAAGGCCCUAUCUAUCAUAUGUUUAACAGAUUGGCCAUAUUCCAUUCCUUGGCUUCUCAGACUUUGUGAGUCUGAAUCUAAUGGUUGUACACAUGUUUAUCACCAUUAA
Macadamia integrifolia is the source of this 4197-nucleotide messenger RNA. RefSeq lists its product as uncharacterized. Bases 1 to 4197 code for a protein of 1398 amino acids. The record is from RefSeq and is a predicted model, not a curated record. Gene Ontology annotation, molecular function: RNA-DNA hybrid ribonuclease activity; nucleic acid binding. The transcript is spliced from 2 exons. NCBI's taxonomy places the organism in Eukaryota, Viridiplantae, Streptophyta, Magnoliopsida, Proteales, Proteaceae.